Messenger RNA from Nicotiana tabacum (common tobacco), 1228 nucleotides. NCBI's taxonomy places the organism in Eukaryota, Viridiplantae, Streptophyta, Magnoliopsida, Solanales, Solanaceae. The record is from RefSeq and is a predicted model, not a curated record.
UGUCUUUGGGGUGCUAGGAGGCUGAGCAAUUUUUCAACAACCGUUAUACAUGUUUUUUAUCUUUUAGUUAAAAUUGCGGUGUCCUGGAUAAAUUGGUAAGUAAAACAGUGAUCUUAGUGUUUGUCCAGUAAAUUGAACCACUGAAUUAUAUAGAAAGCCCAAAAUUUCCAUAACACAGACUGAAGAACCAGAUUAUAUUUAUUGAAAGAAAAGAAAGACCCAGAUUAAGAGUUUUCUAUCCCUCCUUUUGAUUUAAUUAAAGAUGAUGUAGCCGCUGAAUGCUGAAUUUAAAAUGACUGAAAUCUAUAACGAUUAUUCGUAAAUGCAUGUGGGACUAGUGCAGAAUUCCAUAAUGCUUUACCCGUUAAUUUUCUCCUUACGGUACGUUGGUUUUCUUGAAUUGAUGCUUAAGAUGAUAAACUAAUGUUGGCUAAAAGCUAUUCUAAUAAAAGUCGCUACUUGCUCUCAGCUUUACUGUUUUAUGAUGUUGCUCUUUCUAUUCUUUCAGUUCACGCUGGCAUGUAUCAAGAUGAAUAGGACUGAUCUGGCUAAGAAGGCAGUUGAUUUAGCUGAGAAAAGGCUUCGGGUGGAUCAGUGGCCUGAAUAUUACGAUACAAGGUACGGCAAGUUUACGGGAAAACAAGCCCGGCUUUACCAAACGUGGACUAUAGCUGGUUUUCUGACAUCGAAAAUGCUAUUGGAAAAUCCAGAGAUGGCUUCAUUGCUAUUCUGGGAAGAAGAUUAUGAUCUUCUUGAGAUUUGUGUUUGUGCUCUUAAGAAAUCUGGAAGGAAAAAGUGCUCACGCGGUGCUGCCAAGUCUCAGAUCCUUGUAUGAGUUAACCAUCAUUCUUUCAGAGGUUAACACAUUCUACAUGUACAGGAAAUAUAGUUAGGAUUAGGGUAUCACACCCCUUGGGUGCAGUUCUUCUCCGGACCCGGACCCUGCGUGAAUGCGGGAUACUUCGUGCACCGGUCUGCCCUUUUAAGGGUAUGUCUAGAGGGUUUUUCAACCUCAAGACUUAUACAGCAGGAUGUUUUAUUUUUUCACACAGCAUUAUGGAAUUACCAUUGAUUUGUAAGCCAGUUUAUUGUAAUAGUUAUCAACUUAGGAAAUGAAACCAAAUUUCCUUUAAGGCCUUCAUAACAGGCAUCUGCCGGAAUUAAUCUGUAUAUAUACUAUACAAUGCAAUGAUGAUUAUGGGAGUGAAUUAUUAUCUUUUGUCUUUAU